Molecule: messenger RNA, 803 nt
Organism: Hipposideros armiger (great roundleaf bat)
Lineage: Eukaryota; Metazoa; Chordata; Mammalia; Chiroptera; Hipposideridae
Gene: ARPC4
Product: actin related protein 2/3 complex subunit 4
Exons: 1
Coding region: 9-515 (168 amino acids)
Biological process (GO): actin filament polymerization; Arp2/3 complex-mediated actin nucleation
Cellular component (GO): Arp2/3 protein complex; actin cytoskeleton
Molecular function (GO): actin filament binding
Source: RefSeq, a predicted model, not a curated record
CGCCCGCGAUGACUGCCACUCUCCACCCCUACCUGAGUGCCGUGCGGGCCACACUGCAGGCUGCCCUCUGCCUGGAGAAUUUCUCCUCCCAGGUCGUGGAACGACACAACAAGCCGGAGGUGGAAGUCAGGAGUAGCAAAGAGCUCCUGUUACAACCUGUGACCAUCAGCAGGAAUGAGAAGGAAAAAGUUCUGAUUGAGGGCUCCAUCAACUUUGUACGGGUCAGCAUUGCUGUGAAACAGGCUGAUGAGAUUGAGAAGAUUUUAUGCCACAAGUUUAUGCGCUUCAUGAUGAUGCGAGCAGAGAACUUCUUUAUCCUUCUAAGGAAACCGGUAGAGGGGUAUGACAUCAGUUUUCUGAUCACCAACUUCCACACAGAGCAAAUGUACAAACACAAGUUGGUGGACUUUGUGAUCCAUUUCAUGGAGGAGAUCGACAAGGAGAUUAGUGAGAUGAAGCUGUCAGUCAAUGCCCGCGCCCGCAUCGUGGCUGAGGAGUUCCUCAAGAAUUUUUAAACCAUCUGACUGGAUCUCGAGGCCUUCCCCCUCAGGCUCCCCGGUGUCUCUGCAAAGGCGUCCUGGAGUUACUUCUCAGAGCGGCAGCAGCGGAAGCAGCGGAGGGGAACUGGGUUGGGGGUGGGCAUUAGAUGUGGGAGGUGGGUGGUGCGCUUGCUAGCUGGCAACAAAGCAGCAGUGGACCUGCCCCAAAGGCCACAUGUGCCUGGUCAGGCUGGCUUCUGAUGUUCAGUCCCCUGGGCCGGGACAGAUUUUUUUUAACGUCUUGAAAAUUUAAACUCUGUGCUU